Messenger RNA from Brenthis ino (lesser marbled fritillary), 678 nucleotides. The record is from the annotation of a GenBank genome assembly. Lineage: Eukaryota; Metazoa; Arthropoda; Insecta; Lepidoptera; Nymphalidae.
AUGGGGUCUAAAUCAAAAACUGGAUUAUUUGCUAUGAGCUUUUUUAUUUUUGCAUCUUUAUUUAUAACGGUGGCUUUUGUUAGUCCUUACUGGUUGGUAACUGAUGGAAAGUUAAAAGAUCCAAAAUUCUUGAGAAUAGGUUUAUGGGAAGUAUGCUUUAAUGGUUUUCAAGAUGUCCAUCAUUGGUAUGAUACUAUAUUCACAGGAUGUUGGUGGAUUUUCGAAGAAGAAUACUAUAUAAUACAUGAUAUCUUACUCCCAGGAUUUUUUAUUGCUACUCAAUUCUUUUUUACAAUCUCCAUGUGUUGUGUCUUAAUAUCAAUAUUCCUGACUUAUUUAUAUUUGAAUAAAGAUGAAGAUGAUGAUAAUUAUGUUACACUAUUAGUAACUUUUGGCACAAUUCUUGUUAUAGGAGGUUUCUCUGGAAUUAUAUCUGUAGCAAUAUUUGGAGCUAGAGGUGAUGGCCGUGACUGGAUGCGUAACUGGGAACACAAUGACCUUGGUUGGGCUUUUGCUUUUGGUGUUAUUGGUGUCAUAUUCCUAUUUCCAGCUGGUAUAUUGUUUCUAAUUGAAGCUAGAGUUCGAAAGUACAAGAGAUUACAUGAGAUGCAAAGUAGAGAACCCUCAUCAUAUAGCAUGCGUGACAGGAAAAUGGCCUAUCCUGGGCACACUGACAUA